AUGCUGUAGGUAGGGGUGGUGAGAAGGCAGGGAGGGGUGAGCGUUUUCAUCCUUGAUGGCGUAUCGAUGAAGCUUGAAGAGAGAGAGAGAUGGGAUAAGCAAAUGGUGCGCUUGGCUGGGGGCUGGCCGCAUGGGAAGAAGGAGGGGGGAGUAGCAUUGCAGAGAAGAAGUGACGAUGAUGGAAGCGAGGGCAUCUCCAAGCACGGCACUCCAGGCAGUAGGCAGAGGAAGAGAGGGGUGUAUCGUAUCGUAUUGCCAUUAUGGUUCCCGCUUGUAUGUACAGGUAGGGCAUAUGGAGCAGACUAAAGAGAUGGAGCAUGGAGCCGAGUUACGAUUUACUCUGUUGGUCCAGGCUUGCCUUGAUGUUUACUAGCCGAGCAGCGUUUACGCGCAUGGAUUGUAUUCUACUUGUACAAGGCACGGGGAUAUCAGAGGGGCAGAGACUAAGAAGUGUGUAGCAUCGUGC
This is a messenger RNA of Trichoderma asperellum CBS 433.97, 466 nucleotides long. The record is from RefSeq and is a predicted model, not a curated record. Lineage: Eukaryota; Fungi; Ascomycota; Sordariomycetes; Hypocreales; Hypocreaceae.